CACACCUAGGUCUAGCACGCAUGUCUGAGAAAUGGAACCGAUUAUUUGAGGAAAUGUUGCUGUGGAGCAUUUGUAUCGCUCGGUAUAACUUCACAGAGAUAACCACAGCUGUUCGUCUGCUCUACAUCUGUAAGUUGGUCAGGAUGGUUGCCUUUUCCAGAGAGUAUGGAUAUGUGGUGUUAACUGGCGCUGCCAGUGUGCUCAUGCUGACACACCUGGCCUCAAGGGUUAUGAAAGCCCGCAAGAAGUACAAUGUGCAGUACCCUAAGAUGUACAGUGACGACCCAGAAACUGGACAUAUUUUCAACUGCAUCCAGCGUGCACACCAGAACACCCUGGAGAUGUACCCCGCCUUUCUGUUCUGCCUGGGCUUUAGUGGUUUACAUUGUCCGCGUCUUGCCAGUGGACUUGGAGUUGUUUUUAUUAUAAGCAGAGAGGUGUACGCACAUGGGUACUCAACAGGAGAUCCUAAGAAGAGGAUGCGUGGAGCAUUCGGAAACAUUGCUUUCAUGGGGUUGUUGGUGACCACAGCCCGCUACGGCCUCAGCCUUCUUGGCUGCACAGGACCACGGUUCGGCUCCUUCCGUCCAGCUGUUAGUCCCAACUAGAGAGUCUUCAGGAUCACUCAGUCAUUCCUUUGAUAAUCAAAACCACUCUACAUAACCAACGUAUGCGCUAACCUCUGACCAGUUUAACAUUCAAAGACAGGUGAAGUUAAUGCUUUCAAGUAAACUGACUGGUUCACCAAGAAGGGCUCUGCCUCAUUUAGGACAAUGAAUGUAGUCCGGCACUCCCACAACACACAAGACCUGACAGUUUAUCUGAGAAGCAUUUUCACCUGUGCUCUGAUUUCAACAUUUUAAAUCAUGUGGUCACAUGACUUUCAUAUUAUCUGUAGUUUUGCAAUAUACAAAUGAAGAUGCUGUAACAAAAAGUGAAGUUUCAGAGGUGAUUUAGCCUGCCAUGUUUGAAGCACAGAGUAUUACCUUAUGUUUGUAUCUGAAAGUCACUUUUUGUACAUUGAUGAACGCCUUAAUAAGGUUGUCAAACAUAUUGCUGUAGUCAAGUACAAAAAAACUACAUGUCAUGAUGAUUAUCUUGUGUUGUUGUUGCUCAUACUGAAAACAGGGUUUUGGCAUUUAUCAUGCAGAUAUUAAAUGUUAUAUAUUCAUUAGAAA
Larimichthys crocea (large yellow croaker) is the source of this 1178-nucleotide messenger RNA. RefSeq names its product microsomal glutathione S-transferase 3. The coding region runs from base 21 to 608 and encodes 195 amino acids. Gene Ontology annotation, cellular component: endoplasmic reticulum; membrane; nuclear envelope. The transcript is spliced from 7 exons. NCBI's taxonomy places the organism in Eukaryota, Metazoa, Chordata, Actinopteri, Sciaenidae. The record is from RefSeq and is a predicted model, not a curated record. Gene Ontology annotation, molecular function: glutathione transferase activity; glutathione peroxidase activity.